Molecule: messenger RNA, 2937 nt
Organism: Histoplasma mississippiense
Lineage: Eukaryota; Fungi; Ascomycota; Eurotiomycetes; Onygenales; Ajellomycetaceae
Exons: 8
Coding region: 1-2937 (978 amino acids)
Biological process (GO): regulation of gene expression
Molecular function (GO): chromatin DNA binding; protein binding; RNA polymerase II cis-regulatory region sequence-specific DNA binding
Source: RefSeq, a predicted model, not a curated record
AUGUCCGCCCAUCCUCAAGCUUCGCCUCCGGGCAGCAUCCAUCCACACCUUAGCGCUCCGGGUGCUGGUCCAGCUCCAGCUCCAGCUCCCGGUCCCGGUCCCGGUCCCGGCCCUGGUCCCGGCCCUGGUGCUCUAUCCAAUACCCAUCCCCAGCAGCAACAACAGCAGCAACAACAACAGCAACAGCAGCAACAACAAGUCAAUGGCCUUGUCUCUGUCCAACAGCCCCAGGCGCAGAAGCCGAUCGCCAAUCCCAUCAGUCAGAAGAUUGCUAUGCUCAACGAGGGCGUCUGGCUGCAGAUCGGCGAUUUGGAUGGCGCAAUGAGCGCCUACGAACACGCUCUCAGGCAUAACCAAUGGUCUAUCCCUGCGAUGAGUGCCAUUUCCUGUAUCCUCCGUACCAGAGAACAGUUCCAAAAGGCCAUUGAGUAUCUGCAAAAUAUCCUGAAGUUGGAUCCAACAAAUGGCGAGUCCUGGGGAAGUUUGGGACACUGCCAUCUUAUGAUUGACAAUCUUCAAGAGGCAUACACCUCGUAUCAACAGGCUCUAUAUCAUCUCAGAGAUCCUCAAGAACCAAAAUUGUGGUAUGGCAUUGGCAUUCUCUACGAUCGCUACGGGUCUCUCGACCACGCUGAGGAGGCCUUUUCGCAAGUCAUGCGCAUGCAACCGGAUUUCGAAAAGGCCAACGAGAUUUAUUUCCGCCUUGGCAUAAUAUACAAACAACAACAGAAAUUCAGUCAGAGUCUGGAGUGCUUCAAAUACAUCGUCACUGAUCCCCCGCGGCCUCUGACUGAAGAAGAUAUCUGGUUCCAAAUUGGCCAUGUCCAUGAACAACAAAAAGAUUACGACUCUGCCAAGGCCGCUUACCGUCGGGUACUGGACCGUGAUCCCAAUCAUGCAAAGGUAUUACAGCAACUCGGAUGGCUGCACCACCAACAGAGCAACAGUUACAGCAGCCAGGAACAGGCCAUUGAAUAUUUGGAGAAGUCUGUUAAAGCGGAUAACAGUGACGCCCAGAGCUGGUACCUCCUUGGACGGUGCUACAUGUCUCAAGCAAAAUACCCCAAAGCAUAUGAGGCUUACCAGCAAGCUGUCUACCGUGACGGAAGGAAUCCCACAUUCUGGUGCUCCAUCGGCGUGCUUUACUACCAAAUUAAUCAGUACCGUGAUGCGCUCGACGCCUACUCCCGUGCCAUCCGCUUAAACCCAUACAUCUCGGAAGUGUGGUAUGAUCUGGGGACUUUGUAUGAAUCAUGCAACAACCAGACGAACGAUGCGCUAGAUGCUUAUAGACGCGCUGCCGAUCUCGACCCCACAAAUACUCACAUCAAAUCUCGAUUGCAGCUGCUGCAAAGCGGCCAGGCAGGAGGCGCCAACCAGGCUAAUGCCCCCGUUCCACAAGAUGUUAAUCCUCACACAUAUCAAGCUGCUGGCGUGGGUAUGCCUCCUGGACACCAAUGGGGUCCUCCAGCACCGAGUGGUGGUCCCGUACCACAAGGUCCGGCGCCACCUGGUCGCAUCGACAAUUGGGCUCGGAGUGUCGGCGACGUCCAAAACUCCCAAGCACCACCACAACGUCCUGCUCCAUUUGAUCACCGUGAAGGUGUGCGGGGCGCGCCUCAGCAACCCAGCCCUCGACAGGACCAAGCGCCUCCAUACCCCGAGCAGACUCAACAUCCUGGGCCUCGAAAGGGGGGGCUCUCCCCAUCGCCGAAAUUCAGCUUGGCUGCUCCAAAUUCAUAUCAGAGCGGGCAGACUCUUCCCCAGCUGGGACCCCCGCCUCCACCCUCACAGCAGCAGCAACAUGACCGCAAUGCAAAUAAUGGAAACUAUACUGCCGCCGGGCGACCACCACCGUUAGCUCAGGGAGCGGGUCCUGCAUCAGCUGCGCCCAAUGGCGCUCCUUCCGGUCCCCAGCUAGCGCCUUAUGUUCGCCCUUACACCCCGCCAACCGAAGUACGGCCUCUUCGCGAUGACCGCCCAAGUUCCCCUGGAUCCACAUAUCCCCCGCCACCACACCAAUAUCACCCAGGGCCCCCCGGCCCCGGAGCCAACGCAAGUGCCCCGCCACCCCCAUCCACCAUGGGUGCCGCCGAAGCCGCCGCUCGCGACCGUGAACGCGACCGUGAUGAGAGGCCCCCAUCAUCCAUGAAACGUGGCCGCGAUUGGGAACCGGACCCAGGUCCCGGUCCCGUAAAGAAACUGGCGAAUGAGGAGAGCCGCGCCCGGCUAGAUGACCCGCAGCAGGCACCACGACGCAUGUCCCCGUCCUCUCAGUCACAAUCACAAACUCAGCUCCCGUCACCCCGCGACCUCCGCCGGCGCGAUUCCUCCGACACGCAGCAGCGCGAACGUGAGCGCGAAGAACAACGCCACGGCCACGGGCGCGGCGUGCAUGAUGGUUAUCACCCUUCUGAGGCAGCGCAUCAUCCACCUACACUCCCUUCCUUCCAGCAUAUGCAAGGCCAGAGCCAGCAGUCACAAGGAGGGCAGCAACAGUCACAGCCACAGCCAGGCCCCGCGAUGGCUCCGAUGGUGGCUGAGGGGGGUAAUGGGCAUCAAACGGGGCCACUGCCGUCGUUGCCUUCAGGCCUUGGCGGUGUUGCUGGAACGGGUUCGGUCAAAGAGGAGAGGGAGCGGGAAAGGGAAAGAGACAGGGAAAGAGACAGGGAAAGGGAGCGGGAGCGGAAGGAGGCGAUGCAACAUGAACCACCGGCGCGGAAGAUGGAAGUUGACGAGGAUUAUGAUGAUGAUGGCGGGGAAGAGGAGAAGAAGAGUGCUGGUGGAAACGCGACCGCAAGUGGGAAGGGGGCUAGCCCAAACGGUGGAAGCAGCGGAAAGGGCAGCGGAAGCGGGAGUAAAAACGGGAUUGCUAAUGGCGGGGGUGGGAGGGAGUCGCAGCAAGCUCAGGCGCAGGGCAAAGGGGAUUCGAGUUGA